AUGAUGAAGUGGUAUCUCGUGGGGCAGCUGUGGUGGCUAGUGUGGAGUCUAGUAUGGGGUAUCGUGGCAUGUCAAGAAUCCCACUUUGUCAAUGGGUCUGUUUUUAUGUGGGACUGGAGUGUUCUGCAGCAUGACACUAUUGCACUUCUCGCAUUGUUCGUGGAAGACCAAACUCGUCAGGCUGAGGAGUCUAACACGGAAUUCAUGGUGGUGGUGGAUAAGCGAGACGAAAAAGUGGAAUCUUCAAACGAGAAUGCCACGUUCUUGGUCUUGUGCCGCAACAAUGAAGUCUACGACCUCUUGGAAACCAUCCAGAGCAUCCAAGACAGGUACAACCAUCAAUACCAUCACGAUUGGGUGUUUCUAAACGACAAAACGUUCCUGGACCAGUUGGUGGUAUUAGUGAGUCUGUACAUUCCAUAUGGCCGGCUCAGCUUUGGCCAAGUGCCGAAAAACCAUUGGCUGUAUCCACCAUUCAUAGACCAGCGAGUCGCAAGUGCGAAAAGGGAAGAGUUCCGAAGUAAAGACGUCUACAAUGGUGACAGCGAGUCCUAUAGGCACAUGUGCCGGUUUUAUCUGGGAUAUUUCCAUCUCCAUCCCUUAGUGGCCUCCUACGACUACUACUGGCGUGUGGAGCCUGGAGUACGCUUCUACUGCGAUGUAGACUAUGAUGUCUUUCAGUUUAUGCGCGAGAACAGUAAACAAUAUGGAUUUGUUCUCUCCAUGUUCGAGUAUCGCGAUACUAUUCCGCUGCUUUGGGAGACGGCGGUGGAAUUUUUCGAAUCCAUCGAGCUUCCCAAAUCCAAUCUUGUAGAUUUUGUGCGGAACCCCGAUGGGUCCUAUAACUUAUGCCAUUUCUGGCUGAAUUUUGAGGUUGCGGCCACUGGGUUUUUCAAGUCGCACAUUUAUAACCUGUACUUUGAGCACUUGGACAGAACUGGAGGGUUUUUCUACGAAAGAUGGGGUGAUGCUCCCGUACAUACUUUGGCAGUGGCACAUUUACUUAAUUGGAACGAGGUGUGGUGGUUUGAGGAUAUUGGUUACUACCAUUCGCCCUACCUCCAUUGUCCAGUGGGCCCCUCCUAUUUGGAACAUCGAUGUACAUGCGACCAAACUAUGGAUUUUAGUGGCAGCGAAUUGAGCUGCACACCGUUAAUGGUGCAUCUCCAGACAAAUGGAGGGAAGUUGGAUUGGCUGUAG
Messenger RNA from Sungouiella intermedia, 1200 nucleotides. The record is from the annotation of a GenBank genome assembly. Lineage: Eukaryota; Fungi; Ascomycota; Pichiomycetes; Serinales; Metschnikowiaceae.